CCUUUACACUAUUGCUUUAGCCUUUACACUAUUGCCUACACCAUGGAGAUAAUAACAGCAUCCAUGACCCAGCUCAAAUCAACACUCAACAAGUUGAUCCCCUUUAGCUCCUUUGUUAGUUCUCUUCCACCUUCUUUACCUGUUGCGCCUCCUCUUCUUGGUCAAAACUCUUUGCAGAUCCCUCUCCCCGAUUGCUACUACUUCAGUAUCUUCCUCAUCUUUGGAUGCAGUCUCUACUUCCUCUUGCUUUUACCACUUCCGCGCUUACAGAAGCAAUGUAUCGCUGCUCCAUUACUCCUUGGCUUAUUUACAGCUCCGAUUUUCUUCACCACUCUCCAUUCACCAGGUUCCCAGCUCCUCCAUGACACUGCCUGUGCUUGCGUACUAAUGCGCAUGGUCGACUUGUACUAUGUCCGUCCUUGGAGGACAGGAAAAGAGCCAACUCUCAAUUUUGAUGAUUGGUGGGUUGAGGUCUGGCAGCCCUUCCGCAAGGUCCCUUUGAAUAAAGAGCAGCUUCAGCGGCAUGAGCUCGAGCUACAGCAGACUCACCUUCGCGGUGAGUUGGACAAGAUCUCAAAAUCAACCAAGGAUACAGCAUCAGGAUUUGACAGAUCUAAUCAAGGAUUACCAUCACCAUCUACCAUCAACAACAAUGGCAGCAGUAACGGCAGUAACAGUGUUAGCCUUUCUAGUGACAUUAGUAAAACUGAGCUAAACAAGGGAAAGAUCGUCAAACAUGUUUACAUUCCACCUACGGAUCCCAACCCCCAACACUGGAGCGCUUAUCUCCCACGUGUUUUGCUCUAUGUAACUGUGCUAGAUUGCAUUCUAUUCUACUGCAGCUUCCUAACAUAUGAGGAUAUUCAGGGCUUCUCCCUCACCGGGCGAAUGCUGUUCGAUUCUUUUCUGGCCGUAGGGGUGCUUUUCGGUAUUACAUUGGCUUGGUACAUCAUCAUGAUUCUUUGGGCGGUCACCACCGGAAAUUUGAUUCAUGAUACAGAAUGGACAUUGGUUCGACACCAAUUUCCAGGAUUUGCCACAUCCCCUGCCGAGUUUUGGCGACGAUGGCACCAUAUUUUUAAAAGAAUCUGGGUCGACCUAGGCUUCAAGCCUGUGCACCAUCUCCUUCAAAAAUACCUGACCCCAAGAAUAUCAUCCAUGAACAAAUCGUUGGCUAUGCAACUAGAGCGAGCGUUACCUGUCAUGGCUGUUUUCUUGAUGUCAGGACUGAUGCACGAGAUGUUUUUUUUCUCUCUGUAUCAUAUUAGUCCUGGCUCUAUGACAGUCUUCUUUUUGAUUCAAGGUGCUGGAACCAUUGUCUCCGACAUGUUGAGCAACACAGUCGGACGAAAAGUGUCAGUUCCACCUGUAAUUCUUAUUGGGUUGACUCUGGCGUUCAAUCUUUCCACGGCAAGUCUUUUCUCGGAGCCAGCUAUCAAGGUUAAUGGACACAAUACGUUUGCCAAACAGAGUUUGUUGGUACAUGGAUAUAAUUACUUGCGCUCGAAUGGUGUCUUUUGAUUUAGUCAAAAGAUUAUAAAUGCUCUCUCUAAUAGGAAAUGAAAUCAUGAAAUUUAGCUUGCAGUCACUAGCGCGUCUUUUUCAAAAAUAAACAAAACUGUUUUGCUGCCA
Lobosporangium transversale is the source of this 1632-nucleotide messenger RNA. RefSeq lists its product as hypothetical. The record is from RefSeq and is a predicted model, not a curated record. Lineage: Eukaryota; Fungi; Mortierellomycota; Mortierellomycetes; Mortierellales; Mortierellaceae. Gene Ontology annotation, biological process: lipid metabolic process. The coding region runs from base 43 to 1521 and encodes 492 amino acids. The transcript has a single exon.